Molecule: messenger RNA, 1185 nt
Organism: Alternaria ventricosa
Lineage: Eukaryota; Fungi; Ascomycota; Dothideomycetes; Pleosporales; Pleosporaceae
Exons: 1
Coding region: 1-1185 (394 amino acids)
Source: RefSeq, a predicted model, not a curated record
AUGGCCAAAGUCCAAGGAACAUGCGACCCGCGCUUCGAGAAAGUAAAAUCCGUCUUCCAAUCCUACCUCGACUCAGGCGAAGAGCUCGGCGCCUCCAUCUGCGUUAAUCUCGACGGGAAAGAAGUCGUCGAUCUCUGGGGCGGCUACGCAGAUGAAGCCCGAACACGGCCGUGGGAAAAAGACACUAUAACAUGUAUUUGGUCGUCUAGCAAGACUAUCUGCGCGCUGGCGGCUCUCGUGUGCAUCGACCGGGGUCUUCUGGAUCCGAACGAGAAGGUAUGCAAGUACUGGCCUGAAUUCGCCGCGAAUGGGAAAGAAGGGGUGGAAGUACGGCACUUUCUUUCGCAUGCGAGUGGAUUGAGUGGAUGGGAGGAGCCCGUUACGAUUGAGGAUGUGUGCGAUGUGGAGAAGAGUACGAAGUUGUUGGAGCAGCAGGCGCCGUGGUGGGAACCUGGUACUGCGAGCGGAUACCACGGACUCACAAUGGGCCAUCUCCUCGGCGAGUUGAUCCGUCGGGUAACUGGGAAGCCGAUGGAGCAGUUCAUCACUGAGGAACUCGCUCGUCCACUCACGGCGGACUUUCAACUUGGUAUCCCGGAGAAGGAGUGGCACAGAGUCGCCGAUAUUAUUCCCCCGCCAGCAUUCCAAGAGCAGAUGGAGGGCCUUGAGCUUGACCAAAACAGUCUGAUGUUCAAGUCCAUGGGCAAGAACCCCGGCAUGGACGCUACUUGGGCCAAUUCAUCGGUCUGGAGGGGUUCAGUUGUUGGCGCGGCAAACGGAUACAGCAACGCCCGCGCUCUCGUUCGCCUCCUCUCGGUCAUCUCCCAGGAAAACCCUUCUUUUCUCUCCGCCGAAACUCUCGAUCGAAUCUUUUCGAUUGAGCAAGAUAACGAGAAGGAUCUCGUUAUUCCUGGUAAGGUCCGUCUUGGACUAGGGUUUGGAUUACCAGCUGAAGGAAGCGUACUGGCUGAUCUACAACCGGGACGGGUGGCAACCUGGGGUGGUUGGGGUGGAAGCCGGGUCAUCGCUGACGCAGACAGGAAGAUGACGUUUGGAUAUGUUAUGAACAAAAUGGAGGCAGCCGGAUUGGGGCAGGAGAACAAGAAUGGCAAGGGUGGCAUGGGUAAUGCGAGGACUGCGGCGUAUAUUGCAUCGGUUUAUGAGGCGAUGGGAAUCGUGGCUUGA